UUUGGUUUGCUGGCUGCAGCGUAAGCAGAGGACGGUGGUUCUGGCGGCACGGGACGGCGAGGCCGGCCGUUCUGAGAAGCUAAGCAGCUGCGGGGGCUUCGAAAGCGGAUCUCCCACGGAGGGGUGAUAAUCCCACGGCGCUCCUCUGCUGGUAAAUAACAUGUAAAAGGAGUUUAAAUGACAGCAAAAGAAACCACUCCUGAUGAAGCAGGAGCUGUUAGUGUCCCUUACGGACAUGUGAUUGGAAAUGAGAAAUGGAGAGGGUCACAGAUAGCUCAAGGAUUACAAGGGAAAAUUAAGCUAAUUCUUGAAGAUGGCUUAGGACUUGUGGAUUUUCAUCUUUCAAACAGAUUUUGCAUUUUGUAUAUUUCGGAAGCAGAUUUGGUGGCAGGAAGUAGCUUCAAAAGACGUCUUGUUCGGUUUAGAAAUGCCAGCAGUCUUCAUGGGAUUGUGAUAGUUGAAAAAACCCAGAUAAGUGAUCAAUACUUUCCAGCAGUGCAGAAGUUUAUUGUGCUAGAACUUGGAAUGACAUUGCUUCCGGUGGCCAAUCAGGGAGAAGCAUCUCAACUUAUUAUUCAGCUAGUCCAUGAGCAAAGUAAGGAUCACACUAGUAACCCCUUUCUUCAUAAAAAAUGUUCCCAGCUAGUGGAGGCAUCAAUACUUCGGACAGUCCAGCAGAUUCCAGGAGUUGGGAAAACAAAAGCUCUGCUUCUACUACAGCAAUUUGUAAGCAUCCACCAGCUUUGCAAUGCAUCUGUCCAGGACCUCGAGCUAGUAGUAGGACAAACAAUAGCACAACAAAUUCAUGCUUUCUUUACACAGACAAAGUGACAUUCGCUCAUUAAUAUCUCAGACAAACAUGAGGGUUUUCUCCUUUGGAAGUGGAGAGUAAUCUUUGAGUCCUAUUCUAGGUGGAAUUGAUUUAUAUUUUUAAAGAACAAUUCAAGGAUGGACUCCAUUUCCACUUAGUGUCUAUGCUGAAGGCAUCCUUGUCACGCCCAAUCAGCAACUAAAAAGAGAUGAGCAGGGAUCUUGAGAUUUCAGCCCUCUACUUAUGUUACAGCUUCACACACACAACAUAUUCUGUCUUCUCCCCACCCCCAAACUCUGCUUGCAUUGCCAAAUCUUCAGCAGACAUACGUGGAUGUAGCUGCAUUUAAACCAUGUUGUGAUCUGGCCCCUUAUAUUUCAUGUUCUGAGUGCAGUUUCAUGGUGGUUGUCAGGGAAUUAUUUGAGUUUCUCAUUGUGCAUGAACACUUGAGUUGUGUGCUAUUCCCUUGUGUCUGCGCUGUUGUUUUUUUU
Messenger RNA from Terrapene triunguis (Three-toed box turtle), 1302 nucleotides. It is a transcript of the gene FAAP24, whose product is annotated as FA core complex associated protein 24. Gene Ontology annotation, biological process: interstrand cross-link repair. The coding region runs from base 178 to 831 and encodes 217 amino acids. The record is from RefSeq and is a predicted model, not a curated record. Gene Ontology annotation, cellular component: Fanconi anaemia nuclear complex. The transcript is spliced from 5 exons. Lineage: Eukaryota; Metazoa; Chordata; Testudines; Emydidae. Gene Ontology annotation, molecular function: chromatin binding.